Messenger RNA from Mercurialis annua (annual mercury), 948 nucleotides. RefSeq lists its product as uncharacterized. Gene Ontology annotation, molecular function: zinc ion binding. The coding region runs from base 1 to 948 and encodes 315 amino acids. Lineage: Eukaryota; Viridiplantae; Streptophyta; Magnoliopsida; Malpighiales; Euphorbiaceae. The transcript is spliced from 2 exons. The record is from RefSeq and is a predicted model, not a curated record.
AUGGGAGUGGUUUUUUUUUUAAAGAAAAUUAGAGAAACAUUCGGAGUAAGAGACGAAAUGUGCAUAAUCUCCGAUCGACAUGAAAGCAUCAGCAAAGCAGUUGAAAAGAUAUAUCCCGAGGCGCAUCAUGGGAUAUGCACAUACCAUCUCUUUAACAAUGUCAAAGCGAGAUAUAGAAAAGCGAAAGGAGAAAUCAGAGAACACUUUUUUGGUGCAGCGAAAGCAUACAAUAUUGAGCAGUUUGAAAAACACAUGAAAGAACUUGACAAGGUAGACCCGAAAAUAAGGGAAUAUCUCAAAGAAGUCGGAUUAGAGAAAUGGACAACGAUUAAAUCACGAAACAGUAGGUAUUCGACGAUGACGUCCAACUUUGCUGAGUCAUUGAAUGCCACAAACAUAGCUGCAAGAGAACUGCCAAUAACGAUUAUGCUAGAGUUUUUACGUUCACUUGUGCAAAAAUGGAGUCAUGCAAAUAGAGAGCGUGCAAGGGCGACGAAGACAGACAUGUCAAAAACAGCUGAAGAAAUGUUGAAUGAAAACUACAUUCAGUCUCUGCAUCUAACGGUCAGCCCUGCAAAUGACAAUAUAUAUACUGUCACAAAGACAAUAACGCCUUUCUCGGUCGAUUUGGAGAAAGGAACAUGCUGCUGCAACAUAUUUCAAAUAGAUAGAAUACCGUGUGCUCAUGCAGUUGCUGUGAUAAGGAAAUACAACAAGAAUCCUUUACUCUAUUGCACCAAGUACUACAUGACUGAGACAUACAUCAACACAUACAGCCACACCGUUUAUCCCAUGACAAAUAAAUCAACAUGGAAUAUACCACAAGAAGUUAAAGAAGUCAUCGUGCUCCCGCCAGAAUCAAGAACAAAAUCCGGCAGACCGAAGAAAAAAAGAUUUGUGGCAGGUCAUGAAAAAAGAUCAAAGAAUACGUGUUCUGUUGGCAAAUAA